Messenger RNA from Gastrolobium bilobum, 532 nucleotides. RefSeq lists its product as uncharacterized. NCBI's taxonomy places the organism in Eukaryota, Viridiplantae, Streptophyta, Magnoliopsida, Fabales, Fabaceae. The transcript has a single exon. The annotation marks the transcript as partial. The record is from RefSeq and is a predicted model, not a curated record.
AUGGCACCUUAUCCUGAAAGAUUCAAGCAAGAUACCCAUAAGCAGCAAUACGCCAGGUUCCUUGAUAUAUUCAAAAAGCUUUACAUUAAUAUUCCAUUCGUUGAAGCCUUGGCUAAUAUGCCCAAUUAUGCCAAGUUUAUGAAGGACCUCUUAUCAAGAAAGCACAAGUUGCAGGAAUGUCAGACAGUAACACUCACUGAGGAGUGUAGUGCUAUAAUACAGAAGAAGUUUUCUCCCAAGCUUCGUGAUCCAGGGAGCUUCAACAUUCCAAUUGCUAUUGGUAACACUAAUGUCGGCAAAGCCUUGUGUGAUCUUGGGGCAAGUAUAAAUCUGAUGUCAUUAUCUGUUUGUAAAUCUCUAGGAAUUACUGAAUUGAAGCCCACUGUGGUCUUUCUUCAACUUGCUGAUAGAUCUUUGAGGAGGCCGAGUGGUAUUGUUGAAGAUGUUCUUGUUAAAAUGGACAAGUUCAUCUUUCCAGCAGAUUUUGUGGUAUUGGACAUGGAAGAGGGAACUGAAAUGCCUCUUUUGCUGG